AUGGCCAUGUCGGCCUGUCAAAGACCAUUAAGGUCCCCGACGUCCUCCCCUGCAGGCGCAGGUUGGGCAACUUACAACUCCGAAACGUUUUUCGCAAAACUGGGGAAAUCCUGCGUCCGAGUUGAUGCCCGCUCGAAAGGCAUGCACACAGUAGUCACAUCCAGAUGGAACACUUUUGGUCGCUGUCAGAGCCUAUUGAGAUGGCUCGAUGAUAGUGAAGCAAGAAAAGCCUGCAAGGAUGGACUACAAACAGACCCCCUGGGACAGAAAUUGAGGACCACAAUCAUUGAACUUGAACGGGACAAGUCGAAGGCUAUUAUCAUCCUCAAGAUGGCGAAGCGAGUCAACCCCACUGCACAUGAGAGUAUAACACCUACGUAG
Molecule: messenger RNA, 381 nt
Organism: Puccinia graminis f. sp. tritici CRL 75-36-700-3
Lineage: Eukaryota; Fungi; Basidiomycota; Pucciniomycetes; Pucciniales; Pucciniaceae
Exons: 4
Coding region: 1-381 (126 amino acids)
Source: RefSeq, a predicted model, not a curated record